Messenger RNA from Ascochyta rabiei, 1080 nucleotides. RefSeq lists its product as uncharacterized. The transcript has 2 exons. The record is from RefSeq and is a predicted model, not a curated record. Bases 1 to 1080 code for a protein of 359 amino acids. NCBI's taxonomy places the organism in Eukaryota, Fungi, Ascomycota, Dothideomycetes, Pleosporales, Didymellaceae.
AUGAAGUCUACCAUCUUCUCCAUCGUCCCCUUUGUAGGCUUUGCUCUCGCCCAGCAGGGCUGCAACAAGCUCACUGUCACUGAAACCGAGACGUCCUACGUAACUGUCCAGCCUAGCCAGGUGAGCUACAGUUACAUUACCAGCACCAUCGGCAUUACCAACACCAUCACUGUUGGUUCUUCGUCUUCAGCUGAGGCAUCUACAACCGGCCUGCACUGGGGAAGCUACCCCAAUGGAACCUACGGCAAUCACACUGGUCGCCCUCAGCCCACAGUCUCCAGCGUGUCGCUUGACUACACACCUUCUGCCGUCACUGAGACACCAGUGCCAACCUACGCUCCUGGACAGGGAUACAGCCAGUCCAGCGAAACCAGCGAAACUCCUGUUCCCACCUUUGAGUCUUCCUCCGCGUACGAGGCCCAAGCUGCUCCCUCUUCAUUCGUCAAGGCCGUUAAGGUCAAGGCCGUAUCCGCUGCUGGCUCUAAGUCCGGUCAAGCUACCUUCUAUGGCGGCAACACCUCUGGCGGCAAGUGCAGCUUCACUGGAUAUACCGUUUCCUCGUCCCUCUUCGGCACCGCUAUCUCUGAUUCCAACUGGGAUGGUGCCGGUAGCUGCGGAAGGUGUGUGUCCGUCACCGGACCUGCCGGCAACAAGAUCACCGCCAUGGUUACCGACCAGUGCCCCGGCUGCGGAGUCAACCAUCUCGACCUGUACCCUGAUGCCUUCAACAAGCUCUCCAACCCCAGCGCCGGCGUGAUCGCCAUCAGCUGGGACUUUGUCCCUUGCGGCAUUACCUCGCCCAUCGUCCUGAAGAACAAGGAGGGCACCAGCGCCUACUGGUUCAGCAUGCAGGUCCAGAACGCUAACAUCGGCAUCAAGAGCCUCGAGGCUUCCACUGACGGCGGCAAGACCUGGAAGCAGACCCAGAGGCAGGACUACAACUACUUUCAAUACUCUUCCGGCUUCGGAACCUCGGCCGUCGACGUCAGGGUCACCAGCAUCACCGGCCAGACCAUCAUCGUCAAGAACGUCAGCAUUGCUCCCCUGACCACCAAGAAGGCUGCAAGCAACUUCUCUUAG